AUGACUCCUGCCCUCUCAGUCCUGCUGUGCCUUGGGCUGUGUCUGUGCAGCAGGACAAGGACCCAGGCAGCAGAAGGAUUCCCCAAACCCUCCCUCAGGGCAGAGAAUGGCUCUUUAGUGCCCCGAGGGGGAGCUGUGACCCUCAGGUGCAGGGGGUCAUGGGAGGCUGAAGAGUGGCAGCUGGAGAAAAAAGAAGGAUCUGGAUGGUCACAGAUCAAAACUGUGAAAAAAGCUGGAAAUGAGGGCAAGUUUUCCCUCCCAUCCGUGACACCAAAUAAUGCAGGGACCUACCAGUGCCGCCACAGACAUUCAUCCUACAGGUGGUCAGAGCGUAGUGACCCCCUAGAGCUGGUGGUGACAGGCCUCUCUGCCCCGCCCUCCCUGGCAGCCCUGCCCAGCUCUGAGGUGGCCCCAGGACAGAACGUGACCCUGAAAUGUCAGUCAGAGCUAUAUCAUGACUGGUUUGCCCUGUACAAGGAUGGAGAAGAGAUCAGCCACAGCAGGACCCGGAGCCAUGGAAGGGGACAUCAGACCAUCUUCUUCUUCCCUGUUGUGAACCCGACCCACGAUGGCACUUACCAAUGUUACCGCUUUUAUAGUUAUUCCCCCCAUCUGUGGUCCUCCCCCAGCGCCCCCCUGGUGCUCAGGGUCUCAGGAACCUUCUCUCCAAGACCUGAGUCUGAGAACAGGCCCUCAGAUGCUGCUGCCUUGGAUUACACUGUGGACAAUCUGGUCCGUCUCAUCUUGGCUGGGCUGGUCCUUGUCCUCCUGGGGGUCCUGCUAGCUGAGCACUGGAAAAGCUCCAGGAGUCAACCCAUCCAGGGAGUCCUUGGCUGA
This is a messenger RNA of Gracilinanus agilis (Agile Gracile Mouse Opossum), 837 nucleotides long. Its product is annotated as leukocyte immunoglobulin-like receptor subfamily A member 5. The transcript is spliced from 6 exons. NCBI's taxonomy places the organism in Eukaryota, Metazoa, Chordata, Mammalia, Didelphimorphia, Didelphidae. The record is from RefSeq and is a predicted model, not a curated record. The coding region runs from base 1 to 837 and encodes 278 amino acids.